UCGGCGUCGGGCGGCGCUCGCGGGCGGGGAAUCACGUGAUGGGACCAAGAUGGCUGCCUUUCCCUGGCAUGCGAGAAUGCGAAACUAUGGACGUGAAUUGGAAUUAUGCAGGCGGGAAGCUGUGCCUGUGGAGUUUGGAGACUUCCAUCCACUCAAACCCAUUAUGGUUACUGAAUCUAAGACAAAAAAAUUGGGUCGUAAAGGAAGCACGUCCUCUACAUCUUCCUCCUCUUCUAGUUCAGUGUUGGAUCCACUGAGCAGCGUUCUGGACGGCACAGAUCCUUUAUCUUUGUUUGCAGCUACUGCAGAUCCAAUGCUGACUAUAACAAUGGAUAAUGCCAGGAAGAAGCGUGAUAAAGAUGAGAGUUUGUCUGUGGGAAGUGACUUUGAACCUUGGUCAAGCAAACGGGGUGAAAUACUGGCACGGUACACAACAAAUGAGAAACUGUCCAUAAAUUUAUACAUGGGAUCAGAAAAAGGAAGAGCUACAACUCCUGGAUCUGCAGUUUCAGAGAAAGUACGGACCAGGCUAGAAGAAUUGGAUGAUCUUGAAGAGGGGUCCCAAAAAGAAUUACUAAACUUAACCCAGCAAGACUACACAAACCGGAUUGAGGAACUCAACCAAUCCUUGAAGGAUGCCUGGGCCUCAGAUCAGAAAGUAAAAGCCCUCAAGAUUGUUAUUCAGUGUUCUAAACUUCUUUCAGAUACAACUGUGAUUCAAUUUUAUCCCAGUAAGUUCGUCUUAAUAACAGACAUCCUUGAUACAUUUGGAAAGUUGGUGUAUGAACGGAUCUUUUCUAUGUGUACUGAUCAUUGCAGCCCAUUGCCAGAUAAUUUUACUCCUGAAAGCGUUAAUGACGUCGCCAAAGAAACCUGCUUGAACUGGUUUUUCAAGAUUGCUUCCAUCCGAGAACUCAUUCCAAGAUUUUAUGUGGAGACAGCAAUACUGAAGUGCAACAAAUUCCUUUCCAAAACGGGUAUUUUGGAAUGCCUCCCCCGACUGACUUCCAUGAUCCGAGGAAUUGGUGAUCCUCUGGUGGCUGUCUACGCUAGAGCAUAUCUCUGCAGGGUUGGGAUGGAAGUGGCUCCUCACCUGAAAGACAGCCUCAACAAGAACUUUUUUGACUUUCUUCUCACCUUUAAGCAAAUUCACGGGGAUACUGUCCAGAACCAGCUGGUGUCACAGUGCGUUGAGAUCCCGUUGUAUCUAACACUUUAUUCUCCGGCAAUAGAUUGGAUUCUACAAUGUAUUGCUUACCGAGCUGCAGAGGCAUUGUUGACAGAGAUGAUGGAGAGAUGCAGGAAGCUGGGCAACAAUGCUUUGCUCUUGAAUUCCGUAAUGUCUGCCUUCAGAGCUGAAUUUAUUGCUGCAAGGGCGAUGGAUUUUAUUGGUAUGAUAAAAGAGUGUGAUGAAUCUGGGUUCCCCAAGCAUCUUCUCUUCUGCUCUCUGGGACAGAACUUGGCCUUAGCUGACCCACCAGAAAGUGACCGGCUUCAAAUCUUAAAUGAAGCAUGGAAAGUUAUUACAAAGCUAAAGAGUCCACAGGACUAUAUAAAUUGUGCAGAAAUCUGGAUGGAAUACACGUGCAGGCAUUUUACGAAGCGUGAAGUCAAUACCGUUUUAGCUGAUGUCAUUAAACAUAUGACUCCAGAUCGGGCUUUUGAAGAGGCCUACCCUCAGCUUCAAUCAAUAAUUCAGAAAGUCAUCACCUAUAUCCAUGAUUUCUCCAUUCUCUUUUCAUUGGAGAAAUUCUUGCCAUUCCUGGAUAUGUUCCAGAAAGAGACUGUGAGAGUAGAAGUUUGUAAGUGCAUCAUGGAAGCUUUUAUUAAGCACCAACAGGAAACCACCAAGGACCCCGUGAUUCUCAACGCCCUACUGCACGUGUGCAAAACUAUGCACGAUUCAGUAAACGCACUGACCCUGGAAGACGAAAAGCGAACAUUGGCCUCUUUGAUAAACGGAUUUGUAAAAAUGGUAUCGUUUGGCCGGGAUUUUGAGCAGCAGCUGAAUUUUUACGUGGAAGCCAGAUCCAUGUUCUGCCAUUUGGAACCUGUUCUCAUCCAGCUGAUUCACAGUGUGAAUCAGCUGGCGAUGGAAACCAGAAAAGUGAUGAAGGGAAAUCACUCCAGAAAGACCGCGGCGUUUGUCAGGGCCUGUGUUGCCUUCUGCUUCAUUACAAUUCCGUCUCUGACUGGCAUCUUCACUCGUCUCAAUUUGUACUCGCUCUCUGGACAAGUGGCUUUGGCUAAUCAGUGCCUUUCACAAGCGGAUGCCUUUUUCAGAGCGGCGAUAAGCCUUGUUCCCGAGGUGCCGAAGAUGAUCAGCAUAGAUGGGAAGCUGCGGCCUUCAGAAGCAUACCUCCUGGAAUUCCUCUGCAGUUUCUUCUCAACGUUGUUAAUCAUUCCUGACCAUCCUGAGCAAGGGGUACUGUUUCUUGUGCGAGGGUUGCUCAAUGUUAUCCAGGAUUACACUUGGGAAGAUAACAGUGAUGACAAAAUCAAAAUUUACACCAGUGUGGUGCAUCUUCUGUCUGCCAUGAGUCAGGAGACCUACAUCUAUCACAUAGACAAAGUUGAAUCUAAUGAUACCUUGUAUGGUGGAGACACUAAAUUUUUGGCAGAAACAAGCAGGCUGUGUGAAACAGUGAUAAACCAAAUCUUAGAGCAUCUGAAGAACCUUGGAAAGGAUGAGACUCUAAAGCGCCAGAGUCACCUGGCGCUCUGCUUCUUCAACAGCCUCGUGGCCCAUGCAGAUCUGCGGAACAACAAACUCAACCAGCUUGCGGUCAACCUGUGGAACCUGGCUCAGAAACAUGGCUUUGCCGACACCAAAACCAUGGUCAAAACCUUGGAAUACAUCAAGCUGCAAAGCAAGCAUCCCGGACUGAGCCACUUUACCGAGCUGGCGCACAGGCUUCCUUUGCAGUCAAGGACCUAAUGAAUGUGGAUUCAUGCAGUUAUGUCUGUGAAAACAUUAGCAAUCCAAGCCCUUUAAACUCCAAGCUGCCUCACAGGGUAUUAGUCGGAGUUCAAUAUCUUCUCAUUUUAAAGCGCCCCUUGGUGCAUGGUUGAUUUAUUUGGUUGGAGAACAGAAGGUAAAUUUUCCUGGUGGUGCAUUUUUUUUUAAUAAAUGUGGCUUUGUUUCCCCCUGCACAGCUGUUAAUCAUUAAAAGUUGACUUUAAUGCUAA
Messenger RNA from Candoia aspera, 3189 nucleotides. It is a transcript of the gene VPS35L, whose product is annotated as VPS35 endosomal protein sorting factor like. The coding region runs from base 50 to 2938 and encodes 962 amino acids. Gene Ontology annotation, biological process: endocytic recycling. NCBI's taxonomy places the organism in Eukaryota, Metazoa, Chordata, Lepidosauria, Squamata, Candoiidae. The transcript is spliced from 31 exons. Gene Ontology annotation, cellular component: endosome. The record is from RefSeq and is a predicted model, not a curated record.